Messenger RNA from Saxophila tyrrhenica, 1089 nucleotides. RefSeq lists its product as uncharacterized. Lineage: Eukaryota; Fungi; Ascomycota; Dothideomycetes; Mycosphaerellales; Extremaceae. Gene Ontology annotation, molecular function: arylsulfatase activity. The coding region runs from base 1 to 1089 and encodes 362 amino acids. The record is from RefSeq and is a predicted model, not a curated record. The transcript is spliced from 4 exons.
AUGGGUAUCAUCAACGCGUCGGCCAUUCCACACGACGUCGAGACUUCCAAAGUAGGCGGACGGGAAUGGGACUCGCUUACGCCCGAGGAGAAGAAGCUAUCAUGCCGUGCUAUGGAAGCAUAUGCGGGUAUGGUAGAUUCGAUAGACGUGAACGUCGGUAAAGUGGUCGACUACCUAAAGAAAAGCGGGGAGUAUGACAACACCUUCAUCGUCUUUAUGAGUGAUAACGGGGCGGAGGGCGCUGCGCUGGAGGCUGUCCCCGUCAUGGGCGAUAACAUUCUGCAGGCUAUCCACCAGUACUAUGACAACUCGUAUGAGAACCUUGGUGCCUGGAACUCGUUUUCAUGGCUCGGCCCUCUUUGGGCCCAAGCCUCAACCGCCCCCUCGAGGCUGUUUAAGUGCUAUCCCUCUGAGGGAGGCAUCUUAGUCCCCUGCGUCGUCAAGCCUCCUAUCAACAAGAUGCCCUGCGCACCACCGAAGGGCUCCCUGAAUCGUUCCUUUUCGACCGUCAUGGACUUUUUGCCCACAUUCCUCGACCUUGCCGGCAUUUCUCUCCCACCAGCAUCAGCGAAGGAGCGCUCGGCAGCGCUAUAUGAUGCGAAGGAUGUGACAACUCGCAAGAUGACCACUUUCCGAGGCAAAGAUGUGCAUGCUGUUCGGGGUCGCUCCUGGAUGCCCUACUUUGGCCGAGGAGAGAAGGAGGAGGAGGACGAGACGUGGGCAAUCUACUCGUCACAAGAGCCCGUCGGAUGGGAGCUGUUCGCCCGUGGUGCUCUACGGAAAGGAGAAUGGAAGAUUGUGCACAUCGACAAGAAGCAUGGAGGCGUAGGAGAAGGCGACACAGGGUGGGAGCUCUUCAACAUUGCCCGGGAUCCCGGUGAGACCGAAGACCUUGCCAGGGCUGAGCCGGAAAAGUACAAGGAGCUACUGGCCCACUGGGAUGAGUAUGUGGUCGACUGUGGCAUCGUCUGGGGAGACUUUGCUUCAGCUCCUGGAUUUCGCAAGGACGAGGCGCCGGAUUACUGGCAAGACGAGCUGGAGCUACAGAGUUCAUGGAUGGUUGCCAAAGGUGGUGAGACAGUCCAGUAG